AUGACGUCACCCGCGGCCCAUGAGGUUACUCGCGCUGUAGCAGCGGCGGCGUUUGGUAGCAGCCGCGCGCCGCCGUGCAGGUUUUCGGCGCUGGCGCGGCGCGCAGCUCGUGACGAGGAGUUGACAGUGCGGCGCUCCAGUGUGUGCGCGCGCGGCGCUCACGGCGGACCGGCGACCGACCCGCGCGCGCGCGUGCGAGAGAGAGAGAGAGAGACGGAGCGAGAGAGUGGGAGGGGGAAAGAGAGAGAGAGAGAAAGAGAAGGUGAGCGUGCGCCCGGGGGCGGAGGCGGCGGCGCGGUACGGCGCGGCGCGCGCCCCACGGAGUGUCUGCGCACGCCCGCCCGCCUGCCCGCCACCGCGCGCCGGCCUGGAGGGGACCUCCGGCGCGAGGCGUGGAUUGUCACUCAGCCAGUCAGUCGGAGCGUGUCGGGGCUGCCUGACCUCCGGUUGCAGUCUGCCCGCCCCGUUCCAGCCACCUCCACGCCCCUGCCGCCCCGCUUCGUGUUGGGCCAGCGUCUCCGACACCGGACGACGUCAGCCUUGGGUCGACCCGCAUCGGUGUCUCUGCGCAAUGUGUCGCCGCAAGCCCCGAGUCGGCUGCAGCAGCUAACUGUGACCGCCCACACCCACCUCCGCCACGUGCGGAUCCGACAUCCUCAUCAUCAUUUCGCCCCCGCGCCCGUCGCAGCCCACGCCGCACCACUGGCGUCUCGUGAAUGCAGUGAGGACAUCCCAGCGUCGCCCCUGCCUCUACGGGAGCGCCGAGCCAUGCCGAGGAGGAAACAAGACUGCCCCAAACGCAUGAAAUUAGUGGCGAUGGUUGUGCAGGCAACGAUUAUUGCUCAACGUAAGUAGCGGAGACAAUGGCCUCUGAGUGCUGGUGCUACUUCUUGGGUAAUAUUGCAACGAAAUAUCACUUUCCUUUGUCCGUGAUUGAAGUCCGAACGUACGAUGCCAUUCACUUUAUUUCGUGGAGUGCUCUUGAACGUCAGAAUAUAGAAGCAUCUCAAGUACGAGGAUUUAAUUAGAAGGGAUUGGAUGGAUACAUUGACGUAAAUGUCCUUUUUAUGGAUGGGAGUUUUUAAUGGCAACUAUACUUGUGAAUCUUGAUAUAAUUUUUUAUAUUGUUUUGAUUUAUUCCUGUCUUUUCUAGAAUUUCUCAGUUGAAAAACAGAUAAGUGGUACAUGAUUAAUUUGUUGAAUCAAUAUUUUUUCAUUGUCUCCGUAAGUAGAUAUUGCUUAGAUUGUAUGAAAUGAGAUAAUAAUAACAACUAGAUAUAUAAUACACAAUAUUCUG
Gryllus bimaculatus (two-spotted cricket) is the source of this 1297-nucleotide messenger RNA. Lineage: Eukaryota; Metazoa; Arthropoda; Insecta; Orthoptera; Gryllidae. The record is from the annotation of a GenBank genome assembly.